This is a messenger RNA of Morus notabilis, 2515 nucleotides long. RefSeq names its product transmembrane and coiled-coil domain-containing protein 4. The record is from RefSeq and is a predicted model, not a curated record. Lineage: Eukaryota; Viridiplantae; Streptophyta; Magnoliopsida; Rosales; Moraceae. The transcript is spliced from 16 exons. Bases 287 to 2287 code for a protein of 666 amino acids.
CUCAUUUAUAAAAAAGAAAAAAAAAGGUAAAUCGAGCGGUGCCGUUCGGAGAUUUUCUUGCUUUAAACGUUGUCGAAGUCCAACAUCUUCAUUUUCCGGUAAUCACCUUUUUAUUCCGACUUCAAAAACGAAAAAACAAAAAAGCAAAGAACAAAACAAAUGAAUUUCGAGCGGCGAAUUGAACAUCGGAGUUGAUUUUGAUUUUGAUAAAAAAGCGUGUUUUAUUUCAACGUUCUUGUUUGUUCGUUCGUACAAUCCAAUCCAAUACAAUCCAAAUUCCAAUGCAAUGGCGACGACGUCGUGUUUAACGCCGACGCAGAGGUACGCCGCCGGAGCUCUCUUCGCCCUCGCUCUUCACCAGGCGCAGGUCAACCAGACCCGCCCUUUGGGCUCAGACGAUGAAUCCGCCGACGACCGCCCCAGCAGUUGCGGCAGCACCGACUCCGUUGCCAACCACCCUGACCUCUGGGUCCACGAGCUCUCCGGCCUCGUCCGCCCUGUAUUCCGGUUUUUGGAGAUUGAAUCAGUGGCAUGGUCCGGACUUGAGGAAACCGCUGGAUCUUCUCCAGCUAAGCAUCAUGUUGGAGCAUUUUUAAGGUUGCUAGCGGAGGAAAAUGAUGGGACUACUUCUCAAAAUUCUGAUCAAGAACUUGCUCUGUCAAGAGCUGUUGAUGCCAUGUGGCGUAGCAUGGAAAAGAGUUCUGAAUCUUCCGAGUCUAAGAAGGAAAAACAUCGUGAAUAUGAAAGUGAGUGUCGGGAGAAAUGUUCAACCGCUGAGGUGCAAUCGAACAUGGAAGCAGCUGGUGUAAAAACGCAAGUUCCGCCUAAGACCGAUGGAGAUAGUUUACCCAUUGAAGAUGCGGUUGAUGGGUCCAGCAGUAACGUCGAUGAGAACCCCAUAGAAGAGGUAAUGAUGCUCAGUUAUCAGAGGAAAGUGACGGCUCUCUACGUGCUUCUCUCAGCUUGUUUAGCGGACACACAUGCAGACAACAAAAAGUGUACCCGUAAACGAAAGGGAUAUGAUGCUCGACAUCGUGUUGCUCUACGAUUGCUAGCAACUUGGCUUGAUGUCAAGUGGAUUAAAGUGGAAGCUAUCGAAACAAUGGUUGCUUGCUCUGCUAUGGCUUUGGCCAAAACGGAAGAGUUAAACGAAGAACAACCCCAAUCGUCAGAUAGUAAAUGGGCCAAGUGGAAGCGUGGUGGUAUUAUUGGUGCAGCUGCAUUAACUGGGGGAACAUUGAUGGCAAUUACUGGUGGAUUAGCUGCCCCAGCAAUUGCUGCAGGACUUGGUGCUUUAGCUCCAACAUUGGGUACUCUCAUACCGGUAAUUGGGGCAAGUGGAUUUGCUGCAGCUGCUGGUGCUGCAGGAACUGUUGCGGGAUCUGUUGCGGUUGCUGCAUCUUUCGGAGCUGCUGGAGCUGGACUUACAGGGAGCAAAAUGGCUAGGAGAACUGGGAAUGUUGACGAAUUUGAAUUCAGACCUCUAGGAGAAAAUCAUAACCAGGGGAGGCUAGCAGUUGAAAUCAUGGUCUCGGGAUUUGUUUUUGAUAAGGAAGAUUUUGUAAGACCUUGGGAAGGACAGGAUGACAACUUGGAAAGGUAUGCGCUGCAGUGGGAGUCUAAGAAUCUAAUUGCAGUGAGCACGGCAAUUCAGGAUUGGCUCACAUCAAGAAUUGCAAUGGAAUUAAUGAAGCAAGGUGCAAUGCUGACUGUGUUGAGCACUCUUUUAGCAGCGCUUGCUUGGCCAGUGACAUUACUUGCAGCUACUGAUUUCAUAGAUAGCAAGUGGACUAUCGCUGUUGACAGAUCGGACAAAGCAGGAAGGUUGCUUGCUGAAGUAUUAUUAAAGGGAUUUCACGGGAACAGGCCUGUGACACUUGUAGGUUACUCGCUUGGAGCAAGAGUUAUUUUCAAAUGUCUUCAGUUUUUGGCUGAAACGGAAAAUAAUGCUGAACUCGUAGAAAGAGUUGUUCUUCUCGGAGCACCCAUUUCAAUUAAGGAUGAGAAAUGGGGGGCUGCUAGAAAGAUGGUGGCUGGAAGAUUCGUGAAUGCCUAUUCUACAAAUGAUUGGACGCUUGGAGUUGCUUUUCGAGCUAGUUUGCUUACUCAAGGAUUAGCUGGAAUUCAACCAAUAGACGUCCCGGGAAUCGAAAAUGUUGAUGUUACGGAUCUCAUUGAAGGCCACUCUUCCUAUUUGUGGACCACACAACGUAUCAUAGAGCUUCUCGAACUGGACGCAUAUUAUCCUGUUUUCCGGGGUUCUAAGCGCAUAGAGUACAAUGUGUGAAUAAAAUGCCAUGUUUAUAUCAUGGAGAAGUCACAGAAUCAGUGCUCCAGAAAAGUAGAAUGAACGCUAUUAUAAAAGGGAAUAUUUGAGGAUAUUCUGUGACCAUGUAGAGAAAAACGACUAGUGACUGUAUCUUAUUUUUUGGCCGGAUAUUAAUUGACACAGCCUUCCAUAGUAUUCCGUGGAAGCAAAGUUGGGGAUUUAUAUAAAAUGGGUAAUUUGCACAAA